CAUGUGCCCGCCUCUCUCAGCAUCCUCACCUUCCCGUGUGCCCGCCUCUCUCAGCAUCCUCUCCUUCCCGUGUGCCCUCCUCGUUCUCCAUGCCCCCUGCCUGCCCAACUUACUCUGUGUGCCCCACCAGUCAGUGUGCCCGCCUCUCUCAGCAUCCUCACCUUCCCAUGUGCCCUCCUUGCCCUUGGUGCCCCGACAGUGAAGUACCGCUGCCAUUUAUUUCUGCUCGUGUUGUGGUUAUUAGCCCAGCUGCCUUGCCCCAGGAGCUGGAUUUCUUCCCCCGGGGGGGCAGAAUCUGGAAAACUAAGCCCUACUGGUGGAGGGUGCCUCCUCUGUGCACUGUGUUCCCCCAUAGGCAUGCUGUAUACAUGGGAUUUUUGGACACACGGGGGUGGAUGUGUGCUCAGGGUAGUUAUGAUCAGGUGUGUUUUCAUGCUUGUAUUUCAUAGUGUAAUAUUUUAAUUGGUAGGAUCUUGUUUUCCUUGUGUUUCACAAUGGUUUUGUCCUAUAGCUCCCAUAUCAAGUCACUGCUGUUAAUCCUGUUAUUUAAUGGGAAAUGAGCUACAUUCUACAUUUAUAGUGGAGUUCUUCGAACAUGCAAAGAAACUGUGGGAUGAUGAAGGAGUGAAGGCCUGUUUCGAGAGAUCCAACGAGUACCAGCUCAUCGACUGCGCUCAGUACUUUUUGGACCGAAUUGACUCUGUCAGUCAGAAUGACUACACACCGACAGACCAGGACUUGCUUCGUUGCCGAGUUUUGACUUCAGGGAUUUUUGAAACGCGAUUUCAAGUAGACAAAGUGAACUUUCAUAUGUUUGACGUCGGCGGCCAGAGAGAUGAACGGAGGAAGUGGAUCCAGUGCUUUAAUGACGUCACUGCCAUCAUCUUCGUGGUGGCCAGCAGCAGCUACAACAUGGUCAUACGGGAGGACAACAACACCAACCGGCUGCGCGAGGCACUCGACCUCUUCAGAAGCAUCUGGAACAACAGGUGGCUACGCACCAUUUCUGUCAUCUUGUUUCUCAAUAAACAGGACAUGCUAGCUGAGAAGGUCUUAGCAGGAAAGUCCAAAAUUGAAGACUACUUCCCAGAGUAUGUGCGCUACACCGUACCAAGUGAAGCAACUCCAGUCCCCGGGGAAGACCCAAAGGUCACCAGAGCCAAGUUCUUUAUCCGGGAUGAGUUUCUGAGGAUCAGCACAGCCAGUGGCGAUGGCCGACACUACUGCUACCCACAUUUCACCUGCGCCGUGGACACAGAGAACAUCCGCCGUGUCUUUAACGAUUGCAGGGACAUCAUCCAACGGAUGCACCUACGCCAGUACGAGCUCUUGUGAAGUGGCCCAGCGGGACUCUGAGUACUACUGAAGUGUGUCAGAUGCUCCUCCUCAUGCUCUCAUGUCCAUUGGGCUUGCUUGUUUCUCCACCUCCUUUUCUCUCCACCCCCCACCCUAUUCUUGUCCCCGCUUUUUCGAGGUGAGCAGUGCUUGCGGGCACAGUGCUGUCGUUUUUUUCCUCCCCAGCACCUCUUUUUCGGUGUUGUCAUUCCACUAAGCCUCUGGCUACCUCUUUUUGGUUCAUUUAGGGGGAGGCUUUUGUCGUGGGGCUGUGGUGUCAGUGUACCUGGACAAGCCGCUCUGUCCUGUGCUGGGGAGUGUUUGAGGAUCCCCCUGCUGGAGCCCUGCUUGUGACAGUGUGUCACCUGCCAGCUUCCAUGUGGGGGCGCCAAACCCCUCAGCAGGCUCUCUGCUUCUCUUUUCAACAGUGAAGAGUACUUGAUGCAAGGGGAUAGUGGGGGAAGGUGCACUUUGCAUCAGGUGACUUAAUAACUUUGAGGAUGCGUAGACACAGACAGACAGACAGGCACCCACCCACAGACAGAAACACAGACAGAUACACAGUGGCACCCACCCACAGACAGGCACACAGUGGCACCCACCCACAGACAGGCACACAGUGGCACCCACCCACAGACAGGCACACAGUGGCACCCACCCACAGACAGGCACACAGUGGCACCCACAGACAGGCACACACCUACAGACAGGCACACAGUGGCACCCGCACACAGGCACACACCUACAGACAGGCACACAGAGGCACCCGCACACAGUGGCACCCACCUACAGACAGGCACACAGUGGCACCCGCACACAGGCACACACCUACAGACAGGCACACAGUGGCACCCGCACACAGGCACACACCUACAGACAGGCACACAGUGGCACCCGCACACAGAGGCACCCGCACACAGUGGCACCCACCUACAGACAGGCACACAGUGGCACCCACCCACACAGAAGUACUUGCCCACAGAUGGACCCACAGAGGCACCCGCACACAGACACAAUGUAGCAACACAAUAUUUAUCGCGGUUUGUGACGUUGCGAGUUGUAGGUGGAUGGUGGCAUCCCGUCCACUUCUGGAAAGGGGCCAUGCAGGGCGGGGUCUCUGAGUCCCACCUCACCUCACGCCUGUCUGUCUCUCCCACCCAUCACCACUCUCACCUGACCUGUCCACAGGCCAUCCCAUUAGCUUAGAUCAUCUUGGACAAUAGCCCUAUACAUAAAUAUAAAUAUAUAUAUUAUAUUUUUUGUUUUAUUAUCUUGUACAGACUGUGCAAGGUUGGUUUAUCUUGUACAGACUGUAAAAUGUAAUAUUAUUUUGUACAACUUUAUUGAAGAAAAUCUCCUUGUAGAUGAUCUUUGUGCCUUGAUAAUGGCUGUACCUGUAAUAUGAGCUGAGAUGUAUGUUUUUGACCGCACUGUACAGCUUGAUGUCAGCCCUUUCAGCAGGAGAGCCUGUCGCUAGGGACCUUCUGUAGAGUUUCGUUUUUUCUGGUUUAUAUAACAAAGGAAAUGCUCUUUACUAUAAAACUUGAGGGGGAUCCUGUACACAUUAUGCAAAUGAACCACUUACCUAUGGUGAUGAGCAGACAUUGCAGUGACAUGCCUUUCUCAUUUGUUUUCCUUUAUUAUUAUUAUUAUUAUUAUUAUUAAUAAUAAUAUUUUUUUUUUAUUCUCAGCUUUAAAAACAUUGGAAUCCAUUGAAGUGUCCAAAUUGCAACCUGGUGUUGUUUUAAUAGGAACCAACCUUUUCGAUAUGAAGUACGUCUGAUGUGUUCACGCGUGUGCCAGCGAGCGUGAGCGUGUGCGUGAGCGCGGUGUACAUAAACGUGCGUGUACUCACAGCCUGAGCGUGUGCGCUUGUGGCUGUACGUCUGUGCUUUUUAUAAAUGUAUGUACAUGUAAAUUUAUAGAUCUAUAUAAAUAUAUAUGUACAAUUUAGACAUGUUUAGAUAUGUGUGUGUGCUUAGCCGUAUACAUAUGUCUGCACAGUAAAUGUGUGAAGGUGCACAUGCGGUGAGCAUUUUCGGGGCUCUGGGGGGUGCGGGGCGAGGGCCCUUGCCCCCCCACGCCGAGCAGCCAUCCGCUGUGCAGAGCAGGGAUAUGUGCUGUAAAGCUUGUUUGGUCCAGGAUCACGAAAUUACAUUUUUAUUUUCUUUUAAUAAAGAGGCACAUUAGAA
Molecule: messenger RNA, 3527 nt
Organism: Brienomyrus brachyistius
Lineage: Eukaryota; Metazoa; Chordata; Actinopteri; Osteoglossiformes; Mormyridae
Product: guanine nucleotide-binding protein G(olf) subunit alpha
Exons: 9
Coding region: 550-1335 (261 amino acids)
Biological process (GO): adenylate cyclase-modulating G protein-coupled receptor signaling pathway
Cellular component (GO): heterotrimeric G-protein complex
Molecular function (GO): G protein-coupled receptor binding; GTP binding; G-protein beta/gamma-subunit complex binding
Source: RefSeq, a predicted model, not a curated record